AGUGUAGGUUAACGUCAGCAGGUGUAGAGCAACCGGAAUCGGAUCAUGUGGCAGCAUGUGAUUGAACGACAUAAUCGGAUGGAGUGUGGUUUCGAACGGGCGGAAUAUGCUCACGUACAUUGAGCGGAACCCCAUUUUGCAGACCAACCACAAUGGAACAACCUGGGAAUGGGGCCGCUGUCAGUGCGGUCAGCCGGCACGACGAGAACAUUCUGAAUCUCAUUUUCAACCCUGACUCGGGGCUGGCGUUGGAUGAUGAACCACUCCUUGGAAAUGCAACCACACUACCCGCCAUCGAUUCCAUGACACUCACUCGUCUCAAAAUGAUUGAACAAGAGGCCGUCAUCCUUGCGGAACACAAUGAUCUCGUAGGGAGUAUCGAUAAGCUCAACGAAUGCAUAUCUCUUUGCCCGGAAUAUGCAAGUGCAUACAACAAUCGAGCACAAGCGUUCCGUCUCAAAGGACAAGUAAAGGAGGCUUUGGAGGAUUUAGAGCGGGCACUUGAAUACGGUGUAGGAAAUGCAUCAGUCCUCAAACAGGCAUAUACACAACGAGCAAUUAUCCGCAAAUCGCAGGGGGACGCUGCGGGUGCGGAGAGCGAUUUUGCCCAAGGAGCACGAUACGGGAACGAGGUUGCAAAAGCUGCUGUGCGGAAUAAUCCGUAUGCGAAAAUGUGCAAUGCGAUGGUGAUGGAGGCAAUGACCAAACUGGGAGCUUAGAGGAGCUCAUGAAUCACAAAGAACAAUUCCGUCGUUUAGUCUUGUCAUGUACCGUAAGCAUCUUCGUAUCGCGAGAGACCAUGAACCGCUGGUCAUGCAUAGUUAGCAUGGAAUUGUCCUCGCUGGUACGUGCCAGACUUUUGGACAAUCUUUAGAGCCUCAUAUUUUCGAGAACCAUCUUUUACUCUCGGCAUCUGCAUCCUAGUCACGUUGUAAAGAAGGAAAUAAAGUGCUGCAUCUUUCAUUUGAUAAAGGACGCAUGUUAGAAUUCGCCGUAGCGAGUAGCCCGCACGCAAGAACAUGCCUUGGAAACAGAUUGUUUUGUACUAUGCCCUCCAUCCUUGCUGUGGACAAGUCCAAACCUUUCCC
Messenger RNA from Spizellomyces punctatus DAOM BR117, 1088 nucleotides. RefSeq lists its product as uncharacterized. The coding region runs from base 153 to 719 and encodes 188 amino acids. NCBI's taxonomy places the organism in Eukaryota, Fungi, Chytridiomycota, Chytridiomycetes, Spizellomycetales, Spizellomycetaceae. The record is from RefSeq and is a predicted model, not a curated record. Gene Ontology annotation, biological process: cilium assembly. The transcript is spliced from 7 exons. Gene Ontology annotation, molecular function: protein binding.